Molecule: messenger RNA, 2116 nt
Organism: Clunio marinus
Lineage: Eukaryota; Metazoa; Arthropoda; Insecta; Diptera; Chironomidae
Source: the annotation of a GenBank genome assembly
AAAGUCCCCUUUAUAUAAAAAUAAUUUGUUUUCACUCCCAAUUUUUAUUUUAUAUCAUCACUGUAGCGGCUUUAAAAUGAUGCAAUUUAUGCUUCUGUUCUCGCGGCAAGGAAAACUCAGACUCCAGAAGUGGUACGUAGCACAUCAGGACAAAGUAAAAAAGAAGAUCACACGUGAACUGAUAACAACUAUUCUUGCUCGUAAACCGAAAAUGUGUUCUUUCCUGGAGUGGAAAGACUGCAAGAUUGUUUAUAAAAGAUAUGCAAGCUUAUACUUUUGUUGUGCUGUUGAACAAGAAGAUAACGAAUUGUUGACACUUGAAAUAAUUCAUCGUUACGUGGAAUUGCUAGAUAAAUAUUUUGGAAGUGUUUGCGAACUUGACAUCAUAUUCAACUUUGAGAAGGCAUAUUUCAUCCUCGACGAAUUACUUGUUGGAGGUGAAAUUCAAGAGACGUCCAAAAAGAAUGUUUUGAAAGCAAUCGCAGCUCAGGAUGUUUUACAAGAGGUAGGGAAUGACGACACUUACGAUAUUUGAAUUAUCCAUUAAUCAUGACGCAAAGAAAAGCUAUGAAAAAAUCUUCCCAAAAAAACGUCCAAAUAUUUUGCAAAGUUUUAUUUUCUGUUGAUCGCUUUUUACAUCGCAUAAUUUUUUAUGAGUUUAAGUUUUGUUUUUAUAUUUUUGAGAGAAUCUUUCGCUUUUCCUCAAUGGGCUUUUUAAAAUGAUAGGAUCAUCCUUGAUGUUCUGGGCUAAAUGGUGUUGAUGUUGUUCAUCAAGGAUGAUGCUUCUAUGCAAAGAAAGUUUAAGAAAAAUUGUGCUGUCUUGAGGAGUUUUUAAACUUUUAUUGAGUUGCAUUUUGGUGGCAGUGAAAUUUUCUUUAGUCUCUUUUUUGAUGUCUGUUAUGUUGAAAAAUUACGAAGACUCACAUAAUUACUUAAAUAUCGACUGAGGCUAAUGCCCUUACCUAAUUUUUUCAUCUUAAUCUGCAAAAAGAAAAUUCAAAAAUUAAUUAAAAUUUUCAUGAAUAGAUAUGGAAAGAAUUAAAUGCCUUAAAAAUUAUUUGAAAAAGCCAGAAAAGAUUUACAUGAAUUGUAAUUUUGCCAAAGUCCUAAUGGAAAUUGAAAAAAGUAUUAGAAAAUUUGAAACAAAAAAAGAAAUAAGAAUCUAAGUAGAAUACUUAAAUUAGAUCAUUUCAUCUGUCAUUUCCAUAAUUCAAAUAGAUUUAUUCCUCUAUUGCCACAAGAAAAUUCAUUAAUUCGAUCAUAAAUGUUAAACGAACUUCAGUGUUUCUCGUCUCAGUUCUCGAAAAGAAAAAUUACGUAAAUUUUGAAAAAGAAAAUUCAUUCACACUAAUUAGUUUAACUAUCUACUUAAAUUUUGCGAUGAGAAACACUGAAUAGAACAUUUUUAGAAACUUAAAAUUGCCAACAUAUAUUUUGAAUGAUUUCUAUUUAAAUAAAUUAAACUGCAUGAAUAGCAUGAACUGUCAGAAUAUCUUCCAAUAAUGAUAAUUAGAUUAUAUUUUUCUCUUUACCUCAAUCCUUUAAACGCCUGUUUCUUGCAUUAUCAAAUCCUUCGAUUGCUAUUUGCUUUUCUUGAUUCAGCCAAUCCUUAAAAAUAAUUACAAACAUUUCUAUUUUAGCUUAUUUCUCAAUACCUAAAACUCCAAAUUUUUUUCCUUCUCUUUUUCUUCUUUUUUCUUUUCUUUAUUUUUAAUUGUGAAAAAUUAUUGAAACAAUUUCAUUCUCUUUGAAAAUUGAUUACACGCAUUAAAGGAUCUGAAUGAGAAUUUGAAUUAGUCAUUGAGAAUAAUCAUACAACACAUGAAAAUAUCUUUAUCUAGGAUGUCAUUUUUUUUACUCACCUUUUGAUGAUGAUGAGCGAGUUUAUGAUUCAUAGAAUCAGAAUUUUGAUGAAACUUUUUUAAAUCAUACCUGUUGCAUUUUCAAAACAUUUACCUUUCUAAAUAGGGCGCUUUGCUUAGACACACCGAAAAUUUUAUAUUUAGAUAUGUAAAUUAAUUUUUGCGUGUAGUUUUUAUUUUUUAUUCCUUAAAAAAACUUUCUUUCAAGCAGCAAAGAGUGAAGCUUUUAUUGUUUUGCUUCAUUGCUUCAAAUC